Messenger RNA from Penicillium riverlandense, 573 nucleotides. RefSeq lists its product as uncharacterized. Gene Ontology annotation, molecular function: DNA-binding transcription factor activity, RNA polymerase II-specific; transcription cis-regulatory region binding. Lineage: Eukaryota; Fungi; Ascomycota; Eurotiomycetes; Eurotiales; Aspergillaceae. Gene Ontology annotation, biological process: regulation of DNA-templated transcription. Bases 1 to 573 code for a protein of 190 amino acids. The transcript is spliced from 2 exons. Gene Ontology annotation, cellular component: nucleus. The record is from RefSeq and is a predicted model, not a curated record.
AUGCCGCCGAUUGAACAAAGAGUGCGCCCUUCAACGAGCGAAGACAUAUCGGCGCCGCGAUCCAAGUACCAACUUGUGAGUUAUGCCGAGGACAAAACACAGGCAUACAAACAAGUAGUUGCUCUGGAACAAAAGCUUGAUUGCAUGGUUUCCAUGUUAUCAGCAUCCCACCGGUCCAGUCCCCACGACAGAUCCGAUGACCUGCCAAGGGAACCGCAGUUAGCACCAGCAGACGAACUAAUUGUUGUCCCAAACUUCGAAGAAGGGGCAAGAUCAAUGGAAGUUUACUUAAAUCAAAUGGUUCCUCUGUUUCCUUUCGUUGUGAUCCCACCUGGAACCACACCAGAAGCGCUAUAUCAAGAAAAACCAUUCCUUUACCGAACCAUUACAAUGGUCGCUUGCAAAAAUGGUACUCGGCAACGAGAAAUGGCGAAGUCUGGGAGAAAGUAUCUAGCUGAGCAUAUUGUCACGAAUGUGGAAAGCAGCUUGGAUCUUCUCCAAGGGCUUGUGGUCCAUGUCGCUUGGUUCGUCAAGUCAUAUGUCUCGUUGGUUAACCAAGGUCUGACUAUUUGA